Pseudoliparis swirei is the source of this 3941-nucleotide messenger RNA. It is a transcript of the gene epb41l4b, whose product is annotated as erythrocyte membrane protein band 4.1 like 4B. Gene Ontology annotation, cellular component: cytoskeleton. The transcript is spliced from 23 exons. The record is from RefSeq and is a predicted model, not a curated record. Gene Ontology annotation, molecular function: cytoskeletal protein binding. Bases 545 to 2878 code for a protein of 777 amino acids. NCBI's taxonomy places the organism in Eukaryota, Metazoa, Chordata, Actinopteri, Perciformes, Liparidae.
UUGACUUUUACCUGUGAGGUAGACUAGUUUCGAUUCGCCGGUGGAACAGCGAACAACAACCACCGGGGUCCGGUUCAGAGGUCACUCGACUCCCCGUCGCUCUCCCGGCCCCGCGCGGCUCCCACUGCGGGGCGUCGGACGGGUUUUCGCCGGUAUUUUAGAGCCGGUGCGCAACAUCGAGCAAAGCAAGAGGCAGGUGCACGGGAGAGGACAGGGCGGCGGGAGGAGGAGGAGGAGGCGGCAGCUGGUAUUUCCGUGAGAGUCCCGCACCGGGCGGAAUGGUUGAAUUCAACUGGUUGGUCUGUGUUAGUUUCAUUAGUAUGCGGCUGGAGUCCUCCUGCCGCCGGAGCACCGAUCGGCAGCCCUGAAGUCACCUCCGUGCCUGCUAAGUGACUCCUCGCCCCGUGGAGGAGGAGGAGGAGAAGGAGGAGGAGGAGGCGGCGGCGGCGGCAGCAGCAGCAGGAGGACCACGGCUCCGCCGACUGUUGCGUGGAGCAGCUUUCACGGACAGCACGCGGACCUCCUCGCCGUGUGGCUCAGGAAGAUGAUGGGCUUUCUGCGCCGGACGUUCAGCCGCCGCUUCCAGACGAGAGAGAGGGACGAGCGGGACGGUAAAGGGGGAGGAGGAGGAGGCGGAGGGGGGGCCGGAGGGGGGGCCGGAGGGGUGACCGGGAACCCCCUGCUCCUGGCCCAUCAGCAGCAGGUCGUGCAUGUGCCCGCCGUGGUCAGCGGGGGAGCGUCGGUCCACAUCCCGGCGGCCGGGACCUCGAGGACCACCAUCACCUGCCGCGUGCUGCUGCUGGACGGCUCCGACGUCAACGUGGACUUGCCUUGCAAGUCUAAAGGGCAGGACCUUUUUGACCAGAUCAUGUAUCAUAUAGAUCUGGUGGAGACCGAAUACUUUGGACUGCAGUACAUGGACACAGAGCAAGUCUCACAUUGGCUCGAUAUGUCCAAGCUUAUAAAGAAAGAGAUCCGAGAAGGGCCUCCAUACAGGCUGUUUUUCCGAGUGAAAUUUUACUCUUCGGAGCCAAAUAACCUGCGUGAGGAAUUUACAAGGUAUCUGUUCGUGUUGCAGCUUCGACAAGAUAUUCUGUCUGGCAAAUUGAAAUGUCCGUACGAUGUCUCAGUGGAGCUGGCGGCAUUUUGUUUACAAAGUGAGAUGGGAGACUGUGACCCCUUGGAGCACUCUCCUGAGCUGGUGUCCGAGUUUCGUUUCAAUCCCAAACAGAGCGAGCCCAUGGAGGCGGACAUCUUUGGCAUGUGGUUGGACCUCCGGGGGAAGAGUCCGUCAGAAGCAGAGAUUUCUUUUCUCAACAAAUGCAAGUGGCUGGAACUUUACGGAGUAGAUAUGCACUUUGUCAAGGGCAGAGAUGGAGGGGAGUAUGCUCUUGGUCUCACUCCGACUGGCAUCUUAGUAUUUGAAGGCCCAAACAAAAUUGGCCUCUUCUUUUGGCCCAAAAUCACUCGGCUGGAUUUCAAAAGGAGUCGACUCACGUUGGUUGUGGUGGAGGACGACGAUCAGUGUCGAGAGCAGGAGCACACGUUUGUGUUCCAGCUGGACAACUCCAAGAACUGUAAACACCUGUGGAAGAGUGCCGUGGAGAGCCACGCCUUCUUCCGGCUACGCCAACCGACCGCGGGCAAGGCCAGCAACAGCGACUUCUCACGACUCGGCUCUCGCUUCAGAUUCAGCGGUAAGACGGAGUAUCAGGCCACUCAUGGAGGCAGAAUGAGGAGAGCCAGCACUUUCGAGAGAAGGCCCAGCAAGAGAUACCCCUCCCGCGCACAUUCACUGGGCAAAGCUUCCGUUUCCCCAGCUAAGCCGUCACACAUCAGCUCUCACGCCAGCCCUGAUCCCAGCCUACAUCCAUACCAACACAACAUUCCUAUUGGCCACGAGCCGUGGCACCCGUCCCACCCGGCUCUCACACCUCCAGUUUACCUGCACCCUUCCGGACACACACCACCACACAGUUUCCCUCUGAGUGGUCCUGCCUCAGACCAUCAGUUCAGCAUUGAAGAGAAUGAGACUUCGUAUUCUGGCAAAAUCCACCACCAUCACCGCCACACACACAGCCAGGAGACGCUCUGUCACACACACUCCAAGAACAAACGUCGAGCUCCUCACUGCCCUGCAGAGGAGUUGGAUACCUCUUCGUCUCUGCUCAAUGCUCUCGAGUCAGACAGUGAAUCUCUCCCGUGGCCUUCGCUGCACGUCAACAUGGACAACAAGGGAGAGGAGAAGCAGCUGUCUGAAAAGUCUCUACAUCCUCCUCACUCCCCAGCGAUGCUCCCUGAUCAUCUGAAGUGUAACAUCCUCAAAGCCCAGAUGGAGGCGGCCUUCAGGAAGGACGCUCCAACAACGCCGAGAGGGAAGAACUCAAAUGAGACCUUUAAUGACAGGUAUCAGAGCUCAUCCCAAGACUCUGCUGCAUCCAGUCUGACGGCAGAGAAGACGCCAUAUUGGCAAGACCGCAACCCAACGCCGGAGAGGCUGCAGCCUGCAGCCAACACAUGCACCAACCGCAGAAAGCGACUGGUCAGGCAGUUCAGCUUUAACCACGAAGAUGAAGAUAAUCUCCCAGAAGCACUUGCAGCAAUCUCCUCCCAGAGUGCAGGAAGGUCAGGGUCGACCAGCUCAUUGGACCAACAGAUACAGCCGUCCAUUUACCCACAGGUGGAUAGUAUGCCAGCACUGGAGCUGGGUAGUCCAUGCUGUCCCUCUCCUUCGCCUUCUCCCCAUCUCUCCCCUUCUUAUUACCAUAGCUCUAUUCCUCGCCUCUCCCCUUACCUUUCUGCCCAUAACGUCAGUGGAGAGGGAAUGCGGUUGGACAGAGAGAAACUACUCAGAGCCCUCCUGAUGACGGAGCUCUGAGACCUUGACCCUUGACCCCUGUGACAUCAUCACCAUGCGCAGCAGACCUGGCAUCUAGUGAGGAAAGUGGGAAUAGAGGACCCAAAGUCGCUGGCUACAAUCAACAUUUGUAUAUUUGCAUAAUACAUUCAGCAGUUAAAAAUAUAUAUUUCCAUAAAAGGCAAUUGUAAUAUACAGUGUUAGCUUAAUUGUUUAUUUUAGAAGGAUUGUUCUUUUUAUCCAUCAAAAUGAAACUGUUAAAUCUAUAAGUGAGAUAAAACUAAAUUCUCGCUCUCUCUCUCUCUCUUUCUCUCUCUCUCUCUCUCUCUCACACAUCACAGAGAAGCUACUGAUGUGACUGGUGCUGCCUGCAUGAUAAAUACGUUACAUGAUGAAAUAUUUACGUGACUUACUUUGGGGUUAUGUUUAACUUGUAUGUCAUCCUCAUGUCAACACUGUGUCCAUGUUCAGGCCUAAACUGUGUUUCAGACAGCGACUGUUGAAGCAUUGAUCUCUGCACUUUAAAUUACAGAGGCUGAAGUGAAAGUCAAUUUCAAAUCAAUUUUUUCAAAAUGUAAAGAGACGUACUUAAUAUGCUGAGAACUGAGCAGGCUAGAGUUGUUGUUGUUGUGUAUUUUUAUUCAGUCAAUCAUUGAAAUACAAUAUAAUAUUAUUCUAUAUAAUAUAAAAAGAUGAGAUGAGAGUGAAUUAAACAUGAACGGCAUCGAGACUCAGGAAAGUGGAUGGUGAGACCGGAUUGUCCUGCAGCUGCAGUCUCAGUUCCCCCUCUAGAAGGAGACAUAUCAACAGUCAUACCUGAGGACAUGGAUCCUGCACUACAGGUUGUCACCAGGAACAGAUUGUGGAGCACAACUCUAGUUUUCAUCACAGGUCCAAAUACCAAAAGAAGUCAUGUGUGAUCUUUUGUUUAAGCAUAACCCUGCUGCUUCCCCACCUUAUUCAUGCUCUGGUUUUGUCUCAACCGCCCGUGAGGUGACUGAGGAUCUGCUGCUGUACUGUAUGUGCUGAUCGUGUUAUUCCUGCCCACGGUUGGAUUUUAAUAAAGGUCACAUAUUCUGCUUGA